Molecule: messenger RNA, 4662 nt
Organism: Solanum dulcamara
Lineage: Eukaryota; Viridiplantae; Streptophyta; Magnoliopsida; Solanales; Solanaceae
Product: TMV resistance protein N-like
Exons: 5
Coding region: 263-3583 (1106 amino acids)
Biological process (GO): signal transduction; defense response
Molecular function (GO): ADP binding; protein binding
Source: RefSeq, a predicted model, not a curated record
AAAAGAACUGAACCAAAAAUGGAAAUAUGAUGCUUUCUUGAGCUUUAGAGGUGAAGAUACCCGCAACAAUUUCGUUUCCCAUCUCCACAAACGCUUGGAAGAGAGAGGAGUCAAUGUAUUCAAAGACGAUGAGAAACUUGAAAGAGGAAGACCCAUUUCUGCAGAACUAUUGAAAGCCAUUGAAGAAUCGAGAAUUGCAAUUAUCAUCUUCUCCGAGAACUAUGCUUCGUCCAAAUGGUGCUUGGAGGAGCUCACCAAAAUUAUGGAUUGUGUUGAAAAGAAGGGACAGGAAGCGAUCCCAAUAUUCCACAAUGUUGACCCAUCAGAUGUACGCUGGCAAAGAAAUAGCGUUGCGGUAGCAUUGGCUAAACUCGAGGCAGAUUUCAAGGGUAGUGAUUUGGGGAAAGUGCAGAGUUGGAAGGAUGCUCUCUAUAAAGCAGCCAAUAUAGCAGGAUGGGAUGUUGGUAAAGCUGCUAAUAGGAAUGAAGCAGAAUGUAUUGACCAGAUUAUAAACGAGAAAUUUCAAAAUCUGCACCACACAGUUUCAGCUAAUGAGAAGUAUUUAGUGGGAAUUGAAUCUCGUACUGGUGGAGUGGAAUCUUUGUUGAAAGUUGGAUUAGGUGGUGUCCAUUUUGUGGGGAUAUGGGGGAUGGGUGGCGUGGGGAAGACAACAGUUGCAAGAAAAAUCUUUGACAAUAUUUCUAACCAGUUUCAAGGGUCUUGUUUUCUUGCAAAUGUUCGAGAAGAUUCAAAGAAGCAUGGGAUGAAACACUUGCAAAUGACACUUCUUUCAAGAAUCCUAAACGAAAAAUCUAUGAAUAUAGCAAGUUUCUAUGAAGGAGCUGACGUGAUAAAAAGAAAGCUUUGUCUCAGGAAGGUUUUAAUUGUUUUUGAUGAUGUGGAUGAUGACCACCAGUUGGAGUAUUUAGUUGGACAGCAUGAUUGGUUUGGUGAUGGCAGUCGAAUCAUUACAACAACCAGAAAUGCAGAUUUACUUCGUUUCCAUGACACAUUAUAUUCUGUCCCUGAAUUGGCUAAAUGCGAGGCUCUUGAACUUUUUAGUUGGUAUGCCUUUCGGAGAAGGACUCCCGAUAAAGAGUUUUUUGAACUCUCCAAAUCUGUAGUAGAUUAUGCUCAAGGCUUGCCCUUAGCUCUUAUGGUCUUGGGUUCUUUUCUCUACAAACGAGGCAUAACUGACUGGAGAAGUGCAUUGGAUAGACUUAAAGAUACUGGAUACGAAGAAAUUGUUAAGAAGCUCAGCUUAAGUCUAGAUGGAUUGGCCUAUGAAGACAAGAACAUAUUUCUUGAUAUUGCAUGCUUCUUCAGGGGAAAACGGAGAGAUGACGUGAUAACAAUUCUAAAUAGUUUUGGCUUCAAAUCAGAGAUUGGAAUGGAUGUUCUUACUAAAAAGUCACUUAUUUAUAUUUUAGAUGGAAUGGUUGAGAUGCAUGAUUUGAUAGAACAAAUGGGCCAGCAAGUGGCACAUGAUGUUGAUCAGGACAAACCAUGGAAUCACAGUCGAAUAUGGCAUGAAAAAGAUAUAGAAACUGUUUUUUCCACAAAUCAGUGGACAGAGUCGGUUAAAGGCAUAAUGGUUCCAAUUGGCUCAGACCAACAUAUAUGCAAGUGGAGCAAAGCUUUCAGAAAUAUGCCUUGUCUUAGGUUACUCAUUGUCAAAGGGGAGGAGGUCCGACAUUAUGAACCAGUUUCUGACACUAUCGAAUAUCUCCCCAGUAGCUUGAAAUGGCUUGAUUGGUCUUACUACAGUUUUGAAUCUUUACCAGCAAGUUUUCAACCACAAAACCUUGUUGGGCUCAAAAUGACUUUUAGUUCUCUUGUUGAAAUUUGCAAGGAACCAAAGCAGGCAUUUGACAAGUUGACAAUUCUCAAUUUAAGUUUUUCACAAAAUUUACUCCGAACACCCAAUUUUUCUGAGAUUCCAAAUUUGCAGAGAAUUGUGCUGAAAAGUUGUUUAAGCUUGGUUGAGGUUCAUCCAUCCAUUGGCAAUCUCAAAAAGCUUAUUUCUCUGGAUAUGAAGAACUGUAGAAAUCUCAAGUUCUUACUGAGCAGUAUUCAAAUGGAAUCUCUUGAGAGCCUCAACCUCACUGGUUGCGAGAAAUUAGAAGCUCUUCCAGAAAUUCAGGGGAAUAUGGAAUUACUAUCAGAGCUUCUUUUGGGAUGUACUGCAAUUUGGGAACUGCCAUCAUCAAUAGGACGGCUAUUUGGCAUCAGCUUACUUGAUUUGCAUUCAUGUGAAAAUCUUGUAAGACUUCCAGCCAGUGUUAGCAAGAUGAGAAAACUGAAAGUUUUGAUUCUUAAAGGCUGUUCAAAUCUGGCAACCUUUCCAGAAAGCCUGGGUGAUCUAGAAGAGUUGGAGGAGCUUUAUGCUGGAAACACUGCCAUUCGGCGACUAUCAGAUUCUAUGAAAAAGCUAAAGAAACUUAAAAUCCUAUCAUUAAAAAGUAGACAGGAGAGAAAAUUUGAAUUUUCUACAGAUAUGAUAUGCCCUUGUGCAUAUUAUGGUUUUAGGGUAUUGGAAAGUUUGGAUCUCAGUGGAUGCAAUUUAUCUGGUGACACGAUUCAUGCUCUUACAUGCUUGACUACUUUAGUGGAACUAAACCUGAGCAGAAACAAGUUUGUUUCUCUACCUGAUAGCAUCAGACUACUUUGUCGACUUCAAUAUCUCAACAUAACACACUGUCAUGAACUUAAAAAACUUCCCAAACUUCCUGAAAGUAUAAAGGAACUGUAUGCAGAAGAUUUUCUGGCCAUACAAAGUAUUUUAGCUCUGUGGGUAUACCGAAGGUUGUAUUUGGUCUCAUUCACCAACUAUAGUUUUAAUCAACAAUCAUAUACAGAAAAGAGCAAUGAUAACUCGGUUUUGGAUCAGAUUCUCAGCUUGUUUCUUUCAGAGAGUAUAGGUGAAAGGAUGACUUACUCUAUAAUCUUUCCUGAGCAUGCAAUUCCUACAUGGUUUAAACAUCAGAGUAUUGAGGAAAAAAUCUUGCUUAAACUGCCUCAGGAUUGGUAUGAUAAUAGUUUCGAGGGCUUUGCUAUAUGCUGUGUCACUUGCAUGGGGGCAGGUGUCCACGAUCCUGAUUCAGGGCUAUCAGGGAAGUAUGACCAUACUUUCAUCAAAGCCAAAUUGAUAUGCAAUAAUCAUCCAGAAGAGCUUAAAGUGCUGGAGAAAGAAUGUAAAGUCAGUACCACGUCUAGAAGUUAUAGCUGGUGUUUUUGCUUUGCCUACAUACCCUUUCAUUCUUUGCUGCAGUUGUCUGACCCAGAGGUUAGAGACUUUAACCUGUAUGGCCUAUUUGAGGCAUCUAUCCAAAGGAGAAUAACGAGAAAAUGGGGAGUUCAUUUGAUUUACAAGUCUGAAAGACAAUAUUUCGAGAGCAGAACUGAGAAAGAGUUGCUUGCCAAGAUGUUGAGUCGAAAAGAGUUGCUUGCCAAGAAGUUGAGUCGAGAAGAGUUGCUUGCCAAGUAUAGUCUAGAAGAGUUGCGUCAGAGAAUUUAUCGAAAAUCAUUUGCAAAAUCAGUUCAAACGUAUACUGGUUGCGAUCGCUGCCGACUCCCUAUCUAAGGAAUGACCCUAUGGCACCUGCACUUGAGGCCAGACUGAAGUAGCUCCACAAGUUGGUGCCUUCGAGGGAUUACCAAGAGUUCAAAUUUAAGGUGAAUGAAGAAGAAGAGAUGACAGAUGCAAGGAGGUUCAGAAGCUUGGUUGGAGGUCUAAUAUAUUUGACGCACACUAGGCCCGAUAUUGCAUUCUCUAUUGGUGUUGUUUCCAGGUUUAUGCAGUAACCUUUAAAGGUACAUUAUGGAGCAACGAAGUGAAUCUUGCGAUACAUUGCUGGAACUUUGGAUUUUGGUAUUUGAUACUCAAGCACCAAUAAUUUCAGAUUGUACGGGUACACAGAUAGAGAUUAUGGAAGUUCAUUGGAUCAUAGACGAAGUGUUUCAGCAAAUGUUUCACUCUAGGCUCAGGCGCAAUGACUUGGAGUUCAAAGAAGCAAGCUACAACAACAUUGUCAACCUCAGAAGCUGAGUAUAUUGCAGCAACUUCAGCAGCUUGUCAAGCAGUCUGGUUAAGAAGAGUGUUAGGAGAUCUUCAACAAGGGCAGAAGGGAGCAACGAAGAUAUGUUGUGACAAUAAAGCAACUAUCUCCAUGACAAAGAACCCAACAUUCCAUAGCAAGACAAAGCAUAUUGAUAUUUGUUAUCAUUUUAUCCGUGACUUGGUAGCAAAGGAGGAAAUAUAGUUGGAAUAUUGCAAGACACAAGAGUAGCUGGCUGAUGUAUUGACGAAGGCUUUAUCAAAGGAGAAAUUCUGCUAUUUCAGAGGAUUGUUUGGUGUAUGUAGUUUUGAAUAAAGAGGGAAUGUUGAAUAAUGAUUCAAAACAGAGUAGGAACAAGGAGUAGGAACAAGUAACGUAGGACAUGGGUAGUUUGGUAGAACUAGGCUUUUGAAUUCUGUUAAUUAGGUUCCUAUAUUUACUCAAGUUUAAUUAGUGUCGCUGAAAUAGAGUCUUAGUGGGUUAUAAGAUCUAUAUUUUAGGGAUAGUUGUUUUCUCUGUUAGCCUAUAUAUUUGGACAUCUUGUAUUUUGUUAUUGUUGUAAAAAAGUUUAAAACAAAAGAAAAGAUCAUGCAGUUUUUUUCUC